UUUCCACAGGUGCAGGACCUGCGCCACUCAAACCUGUCCUCCCCCCUCAGCCUUGCAACCAGUCUGUUGUUGGACCUCCGCAGGUCACCCCACCCAUUAACCCCACCCACCCGUAUCAGAAUACACCGCCCAUGAGCGCUGCUCUGGUGGCUGCACAAAUGGCUGUGGAGGCAGCCAACAACCAGAAGAAUCGCUUCCCAGGGAUGGUCAAUCAGGGGCCUCCAUUUUCAACUCAGUCCACCAUCCCUCCAGUCUCCGUGAUGAAGCCCCCUCAGCCCAACAUAUCAACAGUUACCACAGCAUCACAGCCGCCAAUGAUGCAACAGCAAGUUCCUCCCAAUCCUCAGCAGCCCGUCCCACCCCCGGGCCAGCCAUCGUCUAACCAGCCGACACAGCCACAACCUCCACAACCUUCACCAAAUCAGCCCACAGCACCUUCAGCACUGCCCAACAUACUCGGGGUCUCUGGAGCUGCAGCCGGUGCCAAUUUAAUCGUACAACCUCAAGCAAACAAGGUCGUGGCGUGGACGGGCGUUUUGGAGUGGCAGGAGAAACCUAAAGCUUCGUCCAUGGAUUCAACCAAGCUAACUCGGUCUCUGCCUUGUCAAGUGCACGUCAACCAGGGAGAGAAUCUGAACACGGAGCAGUGGCCACAGAAGCUCAUCAUGCAGCUGAUUCCACAACAGCUUCUGACGACUUUAGGGCACCUCUUCAGGAACUCCCGAAUGGUUCAGUUUCUCUUCACCAACAAGGACUUGGAUUCUGUCAGGGGUCUCUACCGCAUCAUGGGCAGUGGUUUUGCGGGCUGCGUCCACUUCCCCCACACCACUUCACCGUGCGAUGUGCGGGUGCUGAUGCUGCUGUACUCGUCCAAGAAGAAAAUAUUCAUGGGCCUCAUCCCCAACGACCAGAGCGGCUUCGUCAACGGCAUCCGGCAAGUGAUCACCAACCACAAGCAGGUCCAGCAGCACCGAGCGCAAAUGGGUGGAGCAGGGGGGCCGAUGCAGCCCGGUCAAGUUCCCCCCAACCCGAACUUUCUGAACAGAGCGCCUGGGCCCAUUUCCGUUUCCCACGGUAACGUCCAGCAGCAGAUGACGAUGAGAGCAGCCGGACCAACCAAUCAGCAGCCGGCGGUCAGCGGAGCCCCGCCCAACCAGGUGGCGCAGAGCGGGCAGGCCCAGCCUCCGGGCUCCAUCCUGCGCCUCCCUAACCCAGGAGCCAAUCCGCAGCUCCGCAGCCUCCUCCUCAGCCAGCAGCCGCAGAGCGCCGUGUCUCACAUGCCAAACAUGAUGUCCCACCAAGGUUUAGGACCGCAGCUGGUCCACUCCACGCCAGGAGGGGGGCCUCAAAUGCAGAACCAGUGGAGGCAGCCGAUGCCAGGUCAGAUGCUGAUGUCUGCAGCUCAGAGGGGACCGGUCCCCCAGCCCGGCAUGUCCCAGGUCUCCGGUGUCAUAGACGAUGAGAUCCUCCUGGACCUCAUGUGACGGAGCGGUGACCGCUCUGGAACUGGAUUUAAAGCUGAAGCUUCUUCCAGUUUGGACUUGAGCAGCUGCUGUUUCUUUCUUUGGAGUUAUUAGGAGACACUUUUAUUUUUUUUUAUUAAAGCGCCGAACAGCAGCAGUUAUGGACUGAAGUUAUGAGCAUCCUGGGUAUUUUUUUAUGUAAAUGGUCACAAACU
Messenger RNA from Nematolebias whitei (Rio pearlfish), 1678 nucleotides. It is a transcript of the gene med25, whose product is annotated as mediator complex subunit 25. Gene Ontology annotation, cellular component: transcription regulator complex; mediator complex. Gene Ontology annotation, biological process: positive regulation of transcription by RNA polymerase II. The record is from RefSeq and is a predicted model, not a curated record. NCBI's taxonomy places the organism in Eukaryota, Metazoa, Chordata, Actinopteri, Cyprinodontiformes, Rivulidae.